CGCGCAAACACGACGAACGUGCGUCCGCACAAGUCCGCACAAACCACCUGCACUGCUGCUGCCAAACGACGACGACGACGAUGGAGCAGCAGCAGCAGCAGCAGCAGCAGCAGCACUUUGAGCAUGUGUGGUGCUCGAAGGCGACCACGGACGAGGCACGGCGCGCGCUUGUGAGCGGGAUCUUUGCGCAGAAGCCUGUUGACGAUGCACCAGCCGUGAGCUUACAGCUAUGUGACCAGUGCAUCGUGGCAUACCACAAGGCCCGCGCCUCGUUCUUGGACAGCCUCAUCCCGGACGACGUCGCACGCGAAGUGGAUGGAGAUCUAUUCCCGCCAGGCUUCCAUGAACAGAAGUUGCUGGCAUGGGAACAGCCCUGUGUCAUCGAUCCGCUGUACAAGGAGUGCGUGCACAGGGUGCCUUUCCAGUCGGCUGUCGCGUGCCAGCACUUGCUGCUGCAUUUCCUGUUCUUGCCGCGUUUCCUGACACUCGAGUGCCCAGCAGCCGUCACAGGCGCUGCAGCCGAACAAGCUGGCACAAGGACGUACGAGCAAGUCGUGGGCGGCUUCAUCGACCACCUUCCCGAAUCUUUCUCCGAUCAAAAGCCAAUCCCACUGCUGCCAGGACACCUGCGACUGGCCGCCCAUCCUGCCAAGGCUGUUCGCCACCACGUGCUCGUGAAAUUCCCGCCAUCUGCGACUACAACACCCGACCAGCCGCAGCCGUCCCUCAUAGCGCUCAUCCCAGCAGCGUUUCGCCUGCUUGUGGACCUGGCCCACAACCCGUCCCUUCCCUGGGAUCCUCUCAUCACACUCUUGGAAUCUGUCGACGUCACACGGCUGCUCACCGGUGAUGUGCUGGCGGCCUUCUUCCACAUCACAUGUCGCAAAAGGAAAAAGCUUGGUUUCUACCACGUGUUUCGACUCGCCUUCCCGCCGCUGAAACACACAGUGUGGAAAUACAGCCAAUCGCUUGAUUUCGUCAUGUCGAACUGGCACGCGAUCAACCUCGGCGCCGUUGUGUGGAACGACGAUGACAAAGCGUUUGUGACAGCACUCCUGCAGUCCCUUGCACACGCGCCCGCCCGCACGGCCAUCAUGCUACUGAAACAGCUUGUUGCGACCAUCCGCCCACCAGGAUCAACAGACGCCUUCCUCACCCUCAUCACAACACACUUGCCGGAGCUGACGGCGGUGUACGACUUCACGUCGCCCAAGGACGACGAUACUGCCGGUCUCAUGGACAGCAGCGAUGACGCCUCGGAUAUCGAUGAUGAUGAUGAUGAUAACAACCAGCAAAACAACCAGCAGAACAACCAGCAGAACAAGGAGCAGAACAAGGAACAGAACAAGCAGCACAGCAAGCAGCACAGCAAGCAGCACAGACGACAGCAGCAGCAGCAGUUGAAGGGCAGGGAUGAUGAGGAUGAGGAGGAUGAUGAUGAUGAUGAUGCAACGCCAUCGCCACCACCGCAAUUGCGAUCAACAUCAGCCACACAUGCUGCCACUGAUAAGGCUGGCGCCGAGGAAGAGCUGGGAAUGGAGGUGAUGAUGGAGGAGGAGGAUGAGGACGUGGAUGAGGACAAGAGCGAGGAGGAGAAGGAGAAGAGGUGCGAGAAGGACGUGGAGGGGAUGGACGAGAACCAGACGCAUGCAGUGCAUGAGGGCGAGCCGAAGGGCACACCCGAACACGAACAGGACGCCGCUGGUGGUACGAAGGAUGCUGAUGGUGACAAAGGAAGCAGGCGUACAGCUGUUGGCGUUGGGGUUAGCGAAGGUCGUGAAACCACAGUUGACCGUGUUGCUGGUGUUGAUGGUGUUGCUCGUGUCGAUGAUGGUGUUGCUGGUGAUGGUGUUGCUGGUGUCGAUGGUGAUGUGUCGUCGUCGUCAUCGUCGGCGGUGCCGUUUGCGUCGUUCACGCGGGAGAAACUGCGGCAGCUCGUGGAUGCGCUCCAGAUUGAGUUUGCAAAGUACAGGGCGGAGACGCUGCGUCACCAGCGGGCGUUUGUUGACGCACACGGGCGACGACCAACACCCUCGGAGCUGACGGUGGAGCACAGGCGCGCCAACGACUUGCUUCUCGCCCUCUCCAUCCAGUUUGCCAACAUCUUCGCGGUGUACGCCAACACGUGUGCGCAGGAGCAGCGUGUGGGGGAGGCGGCUGCGGUUCUGGCGCCGCUGUCCGUGCCGCUUGACCAGAUGUACCCGAAGAUUGUUGCAGCAGUGGCAGACCUGCCUUCUGGUGCUGCGAGGGGUGCUGGCGGUACUGGUGCUGGUACAACUGGUGCUGCAACAACAUCAACAGCAACAACGGCAACCUCAUCAUCGUCACAAUCGUCGUCGUCAUCACCAUCAUCAACAACAAAGUUGGCCGCCCCGUCGCCAGCAGCGGUGUCGGCGUAUCGCAACUUGUGCUGGUACCCAUUCAUGCCCUCGGCCCUGCUUCAGCACCCUUCCCUCACUUCCCUCCAGGACAAGUUGGUGGUCUACGAGCUUCAGAGCUGCUCGACACAACAGACGUUUUCACGCACGCGCACGCGGCUGCUGCACGCGCUGUCGACGGGCUCUGUGCCUGUUGAGGUUUCCCCGACACCUGAGGAGGAGGCGGCACUGAAGGAAGCGAACAAGAACACGGUGCUUGAUUCAGACAUGAAGCGCGAGCCUGCAUCCACGGGGCCGGUGUCGCCAGCGACACCGACGUCAGGGACAACACCACCCACAGCACCAUCAGCAUCAGCCACAACAUCAGCUGCUUCGACAACCUCGCGCGCACAGCAGGAGCACGAGCAGGCAUUCGCGGCAGCGGAAACGAAUGUUGCGGAAAGAAAAGAAGGCGAACACGCUGAGGAAGAAGACAUGCAAGAGCAACAGCCGCCGCCGCAGCAGCAACAAGACGAAGAUGAAGAAGGAGAAGUGACAGUAGCGGCUGAAGAAGAACAAGAGGCAGAAGACCAAGAGGCAGAAGACCGAGGGGCAGAAGACCGAGGGGCCGAUGAACCGGCAGCAGCACCGUCGCCACCACCACAUGUCGAUGAUGCAGACAUCAUUCUUAUCGAUGAUGACGAUGAUGAAGAUGAAGGCGACGGUGAUGAUGAUGAUGAGGAUGAGGAUGGUGGCGGUGUGGAGGAUGAAGCUGCAUUUGAUGCUGGCGAUGGCACCGGCGCUGCAGGUCAAGAUGAGACAGGCAGAGCGGACAAAAGCGAUCGCGAAGAGGUCAGCAUGGAUACUGGCCUGGACGACACGGGCAGCGUUGACAUUGACAUGGAUGACGCUGGUGACGUUGAUGACUACGAGAUGGCGCGUUCGCCCGAGCUACCACUCCUCUCCUCCACAUCUUCGUCGUUGUCGACAGUGGCGCAGCAGAGCCAGGACAAGCGCACACCCUCACCGCUUGCAACCGCAACGGCUGCCAGAACUGUCACAUCAGCCGCAGUGCGCAGGCCAACGCCCGCAUCAGCAACCACAGCAGUCGCAUCAGCAGACGACAAGAAGCACGGCAGCCCGCUGGCGGGGUCGGAGAAGGCCAUCCAGUUGUCCGGAAUAGACGCGCACAAAGGCAAAGGCCACACACACACUCUUCCAUGGGCUGUUACCACAAAACCGACCACAACAGGCACCACCAGCACUAGCAGCAGCAGUAGCGGUAGCAAAACUGCAGAUGAACAGGAAGAGCGGCAGACACCUGUGUCUUCUUCCUCGCUCGUCAGACCAAAGGCAAAGUCGCCAUUAUCGCUGUCACUGUCAUCGUCGCCAUCAACAGCGCCGGCGCACGCGCGGCCAAAGCCAACGCAGCCGUCGCCAACAUCAUCCCCGCCAUCCUCCUCCUCCCCAACAACAACAUCAUCAUCAACAGCAGCAGCAUCAACUGGAGCAACAACAUCAACAACAGCAGCAUCAAUAGGAGCAACAACAGCGACAACAGCAUCAACUUCGGCUGCAGCGGCGCCACGGGCGCGUGCAUGGCUUCUCUCGUCUGCACCUGCUCGCCCACGCCACCAUCACCACCAAGUGUCAUCACUGUCAUCAUCAUCAGCAGCAUCGUCUGCAUCAGUAGCAUCGGCAAAGCCGGCACAGUCGCCCACGCUGUCCGCAGAGGCAAGGGCACAGGAGCAGGCUGCGCUCGCACGCGCACUUGAACCCUUUCCCGUCGCCUCUGGGCGCCUUGCUGCAGAUGCACCCAGCAAGCUGUGUCCCAUGAAUCAAGUGGGCCUCAUGGCACAGGUGCACCUCAACAAAUUCUUCAUGGAGCUGUACAAGUGGAAGGGCCGCCUGUCGCUUGGCCGCCCGCCGUCGCUGCCAACGGCAUAUCGCACCGUGCUGCAGUACCAGCAGCUGAUGCUCAAGAUGGUGAUGGCCGACUUCAACCAGCAGCUCAUGGAGACGUUCUCAUCCAAACCGUCGUCCUCGUCUGGUUCGCUCAUCUCCAAUGCGCUCAUCACGAGCAUAUCUGCGCCGUCGGAAGCAGGCUUCAUUGCACUUGAGGUCAAGCCCAACCUGACCAACUACUCGUUUCAGGACCGCGACGUCGUGUGCAUCCAGCCUGCAGGCAAGCACACGCCCAAGACGCCGUUCGUCUUCUCCACAUAUGUGCGCAAGGAAGGCCGCGUGUACCUUGAGACGUCGAGCGAGGGCGGGGCGUGGCUCAAGCCGAACCAGCGCGUGUCGCUGCGCAUGCUCAUGGGCUGCACAACAGCGAUGCGCCAGUACGAGGCGGUGUCUCUGCUGAACAGCAAAGGCAGGGUUACACCUUACAUCCUUGGCGUGCGCCCAAGCACUGACGCCGGUGAUCGCAUGUCGGGGAUGCCGUUUCCCGCGCGUGUGUCGCAGAAGCAGAAGGACAAGGUGGCCUCUGUUCUCAAGACGUACAAACAGCUCAACAAAUCCCAGCGCGAUUGCAUCCAAACGGUGCUCACGAACCGGUGUCCCCUGUCGCUGAUCCACGGCCCACCAGGCACGGGCAAGACGACAACACUCGUCACGCUCCUCGCUACCUUCUUCCGUGCUCGCGGCGGCCCCGUUGAUGCUGUGCCCAUCCACGCUCCAUCCACAUCGUCAUCAUCGUCAUCGUCAUCAGCAUCUUCCCUGUCAUCGUCGUCGCUGUUUGGUUCGCGUGGCAGCCGGGCCAGCAGCGGUGGUGUUCGCGGUGUGACGGCUGUGCGGAAAGGCGGGGGCGGCAGCACAGCGGGUACACCGUCCAAGCCGCUGGUGCUGCUGUGUGCGCCCUCCAACGCCGCCAUUGACGAGCUCACGCGCCGGCUGAUGGGCAGCAGCGAUCUCAAGUCCCACCGCGUGAGCGUGUUGCGUCUGGGCCAGACUGAGCGCAUCAGCACAGACGUGCGCAGCGUGAGCUUGGACGAGAGGGUGGCGCAGGCGCUGCGGCAGAACGAGCGCGAGAUGAAGCAGGUACAGGCCAACAUUGACAAGGGGGAGGCAGCCAAGGCGGAGGUACAGCGGAAGCUGCAGAGCAAGCAGAGCGAGGCAGCCCAGUACGACGCGUACGCGUCGCAGUUUGCGGACAUUGCAGCGCACACGAAGAACAUGGAGGGCGAGGCAACACGCCUGCGCGUUCAGCGCGACUCGAUUGACCAGCAGCUGCGCAAGUUCCGUGAUGCGCUGCGCCGCUGCCGCAACGACACAGAUCGCACGCGCCGCGAACUCAGCGCACGCCUUGUGGAUGAAGCCGACAUCAUAUGUUGCACGCUGAGCUCGAGUGCGAUUGACGCGCUGCGGCAGUGCAAGCGCACGGUGGACCUGCUCAUCAUUGAUGAAGCGGCGCAGUGUGCCGAGCCGGACGUGCUGAUUCCCCUGCAGUAUGGCUGUGCGCGCCUUGUGCUUGUGGGCGACCCCAUGCAGCUGUCGGCGACGGUGUUUUCACAGUACGCGCGCGACGCCGGGUACGAGCGCUCGCUGUUUGAACGCAUUCACCCAAGCAUGCGCGCGUGGGGCAGUGCGCCCAUGCUCAGGGAGCAGUACCGCAUGCAUCCGGAGAUUUGCGAGUUCCCCAACAUCAUGUUCUACGAGCAGAAGCUGCUCACCGCCGGCGCUGUGCUUGCACGCAAGCCCGCGCCGUGGCACGACGCGCUUGGAGCGUAUCGCUUCUUCGACGUCUCCUGGGGCGAACAGAAGCGCGGCGGUGGCAACUCGUUCUGCAACGUGGAGGAGGCCAUCACGGUUGCACGCAUCAUCUUCCUCAUUGCGCAGGCUGCACCCGCUGAACCGCUUCGAGGCAAGAUUGCCGUCGUCACGCCAUACACACACCAGCGGCAGUGCAUCAAGGGCGAGCUUGCACGGUGGUUCGGCCCUGCUGUGGCAGACACGAUAUCUGUGGACACGGUCGACGCGUACCAAGGGCAGGAGAGCGACGUGGUUGUGUUCUCGUGUGUGCGUACGCGGCAGCUUGGCUUUCUCACGCAGGAGAAGCGCAUGAACGUGGCGCUGACACGCGCACGCCUGAGCUGCUACAUUGUCGGCAACGCAUACAACCUGCGGCAGUUCAAUCGGGAGACGCUCAUGUGGUCGCGGCUGGUGGCCAACGCGCAGCAGCGCAGCGUGAUGGGCCAGUGUGCGCAACCCUACGACGUGCACACAGAGGCUGACGUGUCGAACCUGCUGUGGAAGACUGGCAAGCCAAAGCCGAGCAUGGCAGACUUGAACAGGGCUGCAGUGCAGCCGCGCCAAGUUCCCCACCGCCUACAGCGCGAGCUUGAGCGAGCACACCAUGGCCACGAUCGCAAGGACAAGGGCGGGCGACGGAAGCGGACGCGCCGUUCACGCGGCAGUCGCGGUAAGAAGUCUCGUUCGCAAUCGGCCUCACCAGCACCACCACCGACUGCCCCAUCGUCGUCAGCAUUGCCCAGCACAGUUCCAUCGCCAACAUCAACGUCCACAUUAGCAGCAUCAACAACAUCGACAGCAUCAACAGCAUCAACAGCAUCAACAGCAGGAGCAGCAGGAGUGCCGUCCAAGCCCGUGUCAACACCACCAGCAUCUGCGGUGAGCGCGAGACCUGCGCCUGCGGCCACUUCCACGCGCACCCAGCGCUCAACCACGCCCACUCCCUCCAGGCGCUCAUCACGUGAUGCCAGCAGCAGCGACGUUGGGGGCGGCGGCGGUGGCGGCGGUAGCGUGAUCACGCCUUCACCAUUGGCCACAGCAGCAACAGCUCGCACAGCCGCACACGGCACGACACGCAGCAGUGGGCAGCAGGCAGGCAUGCACAGACCCCGCCAACCAGCGGACGUCAACAUCAACAAGAGAAUCGUCAACAUCGAGGUCAGUGGCAGCAGCAGCAUCGACAUCGACUGCGGCGGCGGCGGCGGUGACGGGAACGCGACGUGCCUCGCGCUCGCGACUGUCAAGUGA
Messenger RNA from Salpingoeca rosetta, 7358 nucleotides. RefSeq lists its product as uncharacterized. The record is from RefSeq and is a predicted model, not a curated record. The coding region runs from base 81 to 7358 and encodes 2425 amino acids. NCBI's taxonomy places the organism in Eukaryota, Choanoflagellata, Craspedida, Salpingoecidae. The transcript is spliced from 17 exons. Gene Ontology annotation, molecular function: helicase activity.